Messenger RNA from Carassius carassius (crucian carp), 2115 nucleotides. RefSeq lists its product as uncharacterized. The coding region runs from base 1145 to 1996 and encodes 283 amino acids. Lineage: Eukaryota; Metazoa; Chordata; Actinopteri; Cypriniformes; Cyprinidae. The transcript has 3 exons. The record is from RefSeq and is a predicted model, not a curated record.
UGAAAGUUGGUGAUAUUACUUUUUGUGUAAUCAUGUUUGGUUUUUAAUACUGUAUGUGUUUUAACCACUGUUUGUCUUGUUUUAGACCACUAUGUGUUAUGACUCAUCUCUAUUAUAUUUUUACAAUCUUGAAAUACUCCUAAAACUACAUCUUUAAAAGCUUUUCUGACUGUGAAGACUGAAAAGAACUCCACCUUUUCUUUGUGUAAACAAUUAAACUAUAGAAGAGUUCCUGAAAACAUCAGGACCUGAGGCUGAGAUCAGAUCUGAAAAAGAGAACAACAAUCUCACAGCAGAAAGAUCUGGAGAAGGAAUUCAGUGGGGUACCCCACUGUCUAUCCCUAAAACUUUCAGAUUGAUUGAAGAGGAAAAACAGCAACAACCAAUGCUACAACCACAGCUUCAACCAAUACUAGAACCACAGCUACAAACAAUGCUACAGCCACAGCUACAACCAAUACUACAACCACAGUUUCAACCAAUGCUACAACCACAGCUACAAACAAUGCUACAACCACAGCUGCAACCAACAAACCAGACAAAUAUUUCAGUUUCCGAAGAUGAAGGCUCAGGUCACAUCAGAAAACAAGAGAGUGGCAUGGAUCAAGAUGUCUUAGCUUUUAAGGUGGAUGUUGAAGGUGAUUUAAAUAGUUAGCUCCAUCAUUCUGCAAAUAUGAUGGGAGCAAAAUAUAUGCCAUUGACAUUUACCACCAAACAACCACUUAACGCCAUUCUUCUCUAUUCGGAUCCAUUUACUGAAUCUGAAUAACUCAGAAAACUUCAACUUACUUACAAACAAAAACAGCUCUUUUCUACAAUGUGGCUACAUUUUUUAAUUAUUCACUUGUAGAAUUCCAUCACAAAAUAUAUAUCUAACAAAAAUCAUCUCACUAAAAACAAAUGCUAUUUUAUCAUCUUGAAUCUAAAUUGUAGCCAAAAUAGUGUAAUUUUGAUAUUGGCUAAGUAAAAGAAAUACAAGUCUAUAAUAAGAUGAUUGAUAGUGAAGCUAUAAAUAAGUGCAGUUUAUUAAGCUUAUUUAAUGUAAAAUAUACAAUGUAAUGUGUCAUAAUUGUUAUACAUGUCUCUUUUCAUAUAACUUGAAAUAUCCCUAGCUUCAAGGACAAAUUCCACACCAGUUUGUGGAAUGGAUGAGAGCAUUGAAGCAGACUGUUCCAGUGUACCGCUAACUGAGACCUCUGACAACACAAUCCAAGAAAACCCUAAAUCCUGCCAAGAAGAUGAGACAACUGUAAUAUUCAGUAACCCUACAACACAGAAACAGCUCAUUCAGUCAUCAGAUAUGUGUCUGCAAGAAGCAUAUGAGACUGUUACCAAGGGUGAAUUUGUUGUACAUCAGGAGGAAGUGAAAGAACCUGGUCAUGAAACAGAAUUCUUUAUACUUCCACCGGAAGAUAAAGCUGUCAGAACCAUGGAAGAUGAUUCACUGGUUCACUGUUACAAGGAUGGAAUACAGUUCUACUCUGAAAAUGGAUAUAUGCUUGAAUCAGAGGAAAGUGUGCGAAGACUGAAUGUUCAAGCAAUAGGCUCGGGUCAUUCAGCCGUAUACCACUACAAGACAAAGGAUGAUGACAUAAUAUUUAAGGUGGAUGUCAAAGCUACAUCUUUGCAAACAUCAACUAUCCAUGAGACUGAUGGGAGAGAGUCAUAUGAAGAGAUAGAAAUUGCUAAUUUUCCACAACCUGAGGUAUCGAACACAAUGGCAGAGGUAUGCUGGUACAAGGAAGGUGAGGAACUCCAAGAAUGUGAUGGUAGCACCCAAUCUAAGGAGACUCUCAGAGCUCUUGUUGUCAAAACAGCUGAGCCGUCUCACUCUGGAGAACAUGCUUAUGAGACAGAUGAUGUCACCGUCCAGUUUCCCCAGGACCUACCAGGUGAAUCAUCAGUCAUCUACGCCAGCUCAAUCCAUUCGAUUAUCAAACUAACCACUUCAAUCAUGCAGUGGUCACUAACUCUGUUGAAUCUGUUGUUCGGAUAAAAGCCAGACUAAUAGGUUGUUGUAAGAUGUUGUCACUGCUGAUGCACAUUUCAGUAGAGAAAUUACUUAAUAUUAUUUUUAUAUUAUUAUUUAUUUACAUUUCCCUUUCAUAGCAGCAU